Molecule: messenger RNA, 3215 nt
Organism: Pectinophora gossypiella (pink bollworm)
Lineage: Eukaryota; Metazoa; Arthropoda; Insecta; Lepidoptera; Gelechiidae
Exons: 2
Coding region: 1-3180 (1059 amino acids)
Source: RefSeq, a predicted model, not a curated record
AUGGAAAACAUACUUGAAAAUCAAGCAAUUUUAGAAGAUGGUAUCAAGAAAGUUUUAAUAAACUUUAAAAAGGAUGGUGCAAGUCGCAAGACCCCUGAGAACAUCAAGAGACGUCUCACGACCUUGGACUUGUACUGGGAGGAUUAUGUCUCUAACCACGGUAAGCUUAAGGAGCUUUUACCUCAAGACCACGAAUACUUCUCCGGUCGUUAUUACGAAAACGCAAAGAGUGCUUACUUAGAAACAAGGGAAUUUAUAGAAAAAUCAAGCGUAACUAUAAACCCGGUCACGGUGGUCGACAAGGACAACAAUCCAGUGGAUGAUUUCCAAGAAAGUGUUAGCCAACAAGGUGCUUCCACUUCUAAAGAUAAUGAGUUCGUGCGGGAGAAUAAAAUCAAUACCGGAAGUAGCAGCAAGCUUGAUGACAUGAUAAAAAAGCAAUUAAGCAAUUUCAAGGCUUUUGCUAGAACAGUAGUUAACAUCAAUAUAGAAAACAUGAAUGAAAAGUGGGAGUUCGUAGAUAGUCUGCAUACCCUUCAAUCGCGUUGGCAGGCUAUAGACGCUCUUCAUUGGGAGUUAGACAGUGAGCUGCAAGGAUCUAAUCAGCAGUACGAGAGCAGGUUCACCGAACACGAAGCUAAGUAUUUAGCAGUCAAGAAGGCCAUUAAUACCAAGCUAUGGUCCGUAUCACAUCGAGAAAAGUCAACUCCGCAGCUUGAUAUACCUGUUUUUAUCGGGAACUACCAACAAUGGGUAUCAUUCAAGGACUUAUUUUGCGAGGCGAUACAUAAUAAUCCUUCUCUGUCUAACGCCCAAAAGUUACAAUACCUUAAAAGCAAGCUUAGGGGAGAACCAGAGCGCCUAAUCCAACAUCUUCCGAUCAGUUCAGACAACUAUGUCGGUGCCUGGGAGAUUCUCAACAACAGAUACGAAAACAAGAAACGUAUCUUCAAUUCGCAUAUUGGUGCGUUAAUGAACCUUCCAGUUAUGCCUCAAGCUACUGUUCAAAAUCUCAAGCGCCUACACGACGUCACUACCGAGUGUCUAAAUGCCAUAAAAAACAUAGGUGUUAACAUAGACACCUGGGACCCGAUCCUUGUGUAUAUUUUAGCACAAAAACUCGACACAGAUACCAACAAUGACUACAAUGACUCAUUGAAGGAUUCGAAACAGCUGCCUAAUCUAAAAGAAUUUCUAGAAUUCUUAGAGAAGAGAUUUACUUCCAUGGAAAGUGCCCGCCGCAAGCAAGAACAAAAGUCGAAUACAAACUCUACAAUUACAUCGGACAAACAAGAAAAACAGUAUCAUUACAAGCGAUACUUUUCCAGCAACAAGGCUACAUCGCAAUCAUCAAGAUUUAAUAAAAAUAACAAAUUGAAAUGUCCGGUAUGUAAUAUGGAACAUGGAAUUUAUUACUGCAAGCAAUUCUUGGAAAUGUCUCCGACUCAAAAACGUCAAAUCAUAUCAAAAUUUAACAUUUGCUGCAAUUGUUUAUUCAGCCAUAAUGGUAAACUUUGCACUUCAAACAGGCGAUGCCGUGAAUGCAAUGGCUGUCAUAAUACAAUUUUACAUGAAGCUUGUAAAAACAACACGACACCGACUCACGCGGAAUCGUCACAUCGGGGUGAACGAGCGAGUGGUAUCUCGCACGUGGCUCAACAAGGAAACACACCCGAGACACUUUUAUCGACAGCUUUGGUAAACGUAACAGGAGCCAGUGGAGAGUCGUAUACAUUACGAGCUCUCAUUGAUCAAGGCUCACAAGUGUCAUUGAUCACAGGGCAUGCCGCACAAUUGCUUCGUUUGCCAAGACGCAAAUGUAAAGGCAUCAUAACAGGGGUUGGCGCCAAGGACAACACCUGCACUGGAAUGUUAACCAUCAGCUGUAACUCACUAACUGAAGAGUUUAUUUUCAACGCUGAUGUUUACAUAAUGAAAAGUUUAACAAGAAACUUGCCAAGUGGCAUAUGCAACGUCGGCAACAUGACACCAGUUGCACAACAAACAAGGCUUGGGUGGAUUUUGUGCGGCAAGGUACAAACUCUACAAUGCAACGUGGUUUUAAAUAAUAUUGAGGAAUUACAUCGAUUUUGGGAAAUUGAAGAUAUACAAGAGGACACUUCAUUUUCGACGGAGGAGAGCCAAUGUGUUGAGUUUUAUAAGACAACGACAACAAGGUCGGAGGAUGGAAAAUAUCAAGUCAGACUGCCUCUAAAAUCAAACAUAGAUCAACUAGGACAAUCGAAACAUAAGGCUAUAGCACAGUUUCAUCAGCUUGAAAGAAAGUUUAGCAAGAAUAAAACUUUAGAACAAGAAUAUAAGCUGUUUAUACACGAAUACCAAAAUUUGUAUCAUAUGAAACUAGCUGACGGCAACACGAAGCUCGACUAUUAUUUACCACACCAUUGCGUGCUACGCGAGCAAUCUACUACAACAUCGCACCGCGUAGUAUUCAAUGCUUCGCAAACUACAACAAGUGGACAAAGUCUCAAUGACUGCAUGUGUAAAGGGCCUAAUUUACAAAAGGACCUUUUAACUUUGAUUUUAGGGUGGAGACAAUACAAGGUCGCCUUCACCGCAGAUAUCGAGAAAAUGUUCAGACAGAUAUGGAUUCACAAAGCUGAUCAAGGUUUGCAGAAGAUCGUGUGGAGAGAUAGCCCACGUGACCUCUUACGUGAGUACCAACUGACGACAGUCACCUACGGCACCAAGGCCGCUCCUUUCCUCGCAAUGAUGACACUGCGUCAGCUGGCCGCGGAUGAAAAAGUACACUACCCAGAAGCUUCUCAAGUGGUGGAGAAUUGUUUCUACAUGGAUGAUUUACUUCAUGGAACCCACUCCUUAGAAACCGCAUUACAACUAAAACAAGAUCUUAUGGAGCUUAUGAAAUCUGGAGGGUUUCAUUUAAGAAAAUGGAAUUCUAAUUAUCAAGAACUAAAACAAGAGGGAGACAAACAAGGUCAAAAUAACUAUAAUUUCAAGCAAGCGGAAUCAACAAAGACCCUCGGUUUAAUUUGGAACCCAGAUCAAGAUAUUUUCAUUUUCCAAUCAAAAAUCCCUAACGAAAAUGGUGAAAAUACAAAACGAACGCUAUUGUCGGACAUAUCCAAGCUGUUCGACCCGUUAGGGUGGCUAACUCCACUAUCUACAAAAAUGAAGCUACUGUUCCAGCAAGUAUGAGAAACGAACAUGGCUUGGGAUGAUAAACUGCCCGA